This is a messenger RNA of Alternaria alternata, 1413 nucleotides long. RefSeq lists its product as hypothetical. Gene Ontology annotation, biological process: lipid droplet organization; lipid storage. Lineage: Eukaryota; Fungi; Ascomycota; Dothideomycetes; Pleosporales; Pleosporaceae. Gene Ontology annotation, cellular component: endoplasmic reticulum membrane. The transcript is spliced from 2 exons. The record is from RefSeq and is a predicted model, not a curated record. The annotation marks the transcript as partial.
AUGGAGGAACUCAAGGAUGAUUUCCGCGAAGAUAGGCCGAUUCUGAAGAUUGCUACGGACACACUCCUCCUUCCCCUCCGAAUCGCGACAUCGCCAGCUCUGCUACGAACGUACCUCCGCACCAUCCUCCUCUUCAUCACCUCCACCAUCCUCUUCACCUUCGCCGUCGUCGCAUACUCGUCUUUCUACUACAACUACAUACCCGUGCGCGGCAUCUCCGUACCCGUAUACCUCCAAUUCGACCACGGCCCCACCAUUCUGCCUCCCACAACCACCUACCCAGAUGGCAGCAGCAGCCUCCCAACCGGCAAGCCCGCAAAAUGGCCAUACGGCCUCGCCAACAUACCCGGCCUGGUAGACCGCCAAAAGUACGAUGUCGUUGUCGAAAUGGUCGUCCCGAGGAGCAAGACCAACUUGCAAGCCGGGAACUGGAUGGUGGGACUCGAGUUCCGGGGCCCCACGACGAUAGGACAGGGUGUGAAGCAUCUCCUUGGCUGGGACGAGGAGUGGAGCGUUGAAGAUCAUAGUCAAGGUGGUGUGCCGGGUGCCACGGCCGAGAAGAUUGUUACUGAAGGGACGACGAGCGAGACGCCUACUGUUCUUGCUAGAAGUCGCAGACCGGUGCUUUUGACGUAUCGGAGUCGCGUGCUAGAGAUGGUAUAUAGGGGGUUGAGGCUGCCGCUCUAUCUGGUGGGGUGGCAUACGGAAUCUGAGUUUGUGGAGAUUAGCAUGAUGGAAGGCGUCAUGUUUGAAUCUGGGUAUCGGAAUGUGCCGAGUAGUUUGAGGCUGGAAGUUCGAAGUAAGCUUCCAAUUGAGGUUUACAGGGCACAGGUCAGGAUUAGUGCGAAGUUGGAAGGCUUCCGUUGGCUGAUGUACCGGUACUGGGUCACCAGUGCGAUCAUCGGCAUUCUCACGUUCUGGGGUAUGGAGAUGGGCGUUUUGCUGUUUACCUGGGGGGCUUUUACGCUGCUGUUCAGUGGUGCUUCGACACCGGCCGAAGGGAAUCAGCAACAGAAGAAGAUCAAAACCGAACAAGGAAGCGGCGAACCUUUUCCCAAACUCGAACAAGGCGACUACUCCGAACCAGACACACCCUACAGCGACACGUCUCGUACAUUCCCCACACUACCUUCUCAGCAACCUCUCUCGUAUAGCUCGCCGCUGUCGCCUAAAUCACCCAAAGAAGAAGAACGCGGAUCUCCUAGGCUGGAAGAUAUACCGACAAGAGAGGAGAUGAUGGAGGCUGAUGAUGAAGAAGAUGACGAUUUCAUUCUUGAAGAGCCGAUUCCUAGGGGUGUGGAGAGGGAGGGGGUUUUUACGGAUUCGGGGAUUGGAACGAGUCUUGAGAGUAGUAUUGAUAGGGGGUUGGCUAGACGGAGGAGUGGGAAGGCAAAGGAUAAGGGGGGUGAUGGU